CUCACCACCCAAAACUCUUAAAUUUAGCCAUUAAUAUUCAAGAUGCAAUGACAAUUGAUUUAUUAGACAAGGAUAAUAAUAAUGAAAUACCCUUAAAUGCUACUUAUUCAUAUAGUUUUAUACAAAAUAUUUCAGAAAUUAAUCAGAAUGUUAGAUAUCGACUUCAGGAAGAGUGUAAAUCACUUUUCCUUAGAACGAGGAAUAAUACAAAUGCAUUAUAUGAAGAAUUAAUCAUGAAAGUAUGCAAAAUUUCCAAAAGCGACUAUUGCAUAUCAUCAUUAGUAAAGGAUGUAGGUGGCUGGGAUGAAGAAGAAGAAUCGUUUACUACUGACUUAUUGGAAUUUAUUAAUGAAGACAUGUAG
Scutellospora calospora is the source of this 362-nucleotide messenger RNA. NCBI's taxonomy places the organism in Eukaryota, Fungi, Glomeromycota, Glomeromycetes, Diversisporales, Gigasporaceae. The record is from the annotation of a GenBank genome assembly.